CUUGCACUUUCCCAUGUCCAUCUCCACUGUUGGCCAGAUUACUGUUUUGAGUAUCAAGGUUGCUCAUCACUGCAGCAGUCGAUAAUAAUGUCGCUACUCGGGGGUUUACUUUGAGCCCGGGGAACGCACGCGCCCGCUGCAAGCUUGUUACUAUAGUCGCUAGUGUUGCUAAUGCUGCCAAAUACCAAUGUGACACCAUGCAGCACUCGAUGCUACCUCUCUUACUGCUGCCUCUUGGUCCAGGGACCCGGAAUUGCAGUUUAAAUAGCUGGGUGGGCCUAUAAAGGGGGCUGCAACCCUGUCGAUCGAGACGCGCGGAAUGCUUUUCCCCGCGACGGGAAAUACUAAGAAGCUUGAGCCUUGCGUGACACGCGUUUCUUUACCACUUAUUGAAGCUUGAAGCUUGAAGCUUGUCUCAUUUGUUCACCUUUGAUUAAGUGUUGGGAUCGGCGGGCCAGCUUGGUGUCUGCUCGAGGCAACUAUGCUGUCACAAACUCUGCGCCCUCGUGGUGCAAUAACCACAGCAAUCUAUGGCUCUAUUGCCCUGGCGGCCUCGGUCGCAUCGGUUGAUACCUUUAAUGUUUUGGAUUAUGUCGACCCUUUGAUUGGAACAGCCAACGGAGGCCAUGUAUUCCCUGGAGCAACCUUGCCUUUCGGCAUGGCAAAGGCUGUCGCCGAUACAAUAGGCGAGAACCAAGCAGGCUUCGCAUUUGAUACUACCUUUGUUACCGGAUUCUCCCAUAUGCAUGACUCCGGCACUGGCGGCUCUCCAUCCUUAGGGAACUUUCCAAUUUUCCCCCAGCCCUCUUGCCCGAAUGAUGAUAUCAAUCAAUGCAAGUGGCAGCUCAACGAUAGAGCGGUGGCGUGGGAAAAAAAUUCGGUCAAGGCCCGCCCAGGAUAUUUUAGCAUUUCGCUGGCCAAUGGUGUUCAAGCAGAAAUGACAACGACAAACCGAUCUGCUCUGUAUCGGUUCACCUUUGAUGAGGCGUCAUCAGAAUCGUUGAGCCCAGUGGUGCUGGUGGAUUUGAUAGAUCUGCCUCAGUCACGAAGCAAGGGAACUGCUGACGUCGACUCCUCCACCGGUCGUCAGACCGGAAAUGGCACUUUCAAUCCCAGCUUUGGUAUCGGAAGCUAUAAACUCCAUUAUUGUGUCGACUUCAAAGGCGCGGAGCUUCGUGACACUGGUGUCUGGACUAAGAAUCAGGCAAAUAUCACCAGGAAAACCAUCUCUCUAGGUGCUGAUGGCGCCACCCUCUCGGGCGGUACAUUCGUUCGAUUCCACAGCCCCAAAGACAACACGAUCCUAGCUCGUGUGGGAGUGAGUUUCAUGAAUGUCAAGCAAGCAUGCGCUAAUGCGCAGCGGGAGCAACCCGACUUUGACUUUGAUGGGACCAGAGCUGCAGCUGAGACAGCCUGGAAGAAGAAAAUGGGUGUCGUGUCUGUAGACGCGGAGGGAGUUUCGAAAGAUCUCCAGACAAUCUUCUGGAGUGGAUCAUACCGGUCUCUAAUCAGUCCUCAAGAUUAUACCGGGGAGAAUCCCCUUUGGGAAAGCGAUGAGCCGUACUAUGACAGUUACUACUGUAUUUGGGACUCCUACCGGAGCAUUCACCCCCUACUGACACUGGUCGACCCUCUUUCGCAGUCCCUGAUGAUGCGAAGCCUUCUUGACAUUUACCGUCAUGAAGGGUAUCUGCCUGAUUGCCGGAUGUCUCUUUGCAAGGGCUAUACCCAGGGAGGCUCUAAUGCCGAUGUCCUCAUGGCCGAUGCGUAUCUGAAGAAGGUUGAAGGGAUUGAUUGGGACACUGCCUAUGAGGCCGUUGUCAAGGACGCAGAAGUCGAGCCCGCGAACUGGGAUGUUGAAGGGCGCGGUGGUCUACAAAGUUGGAAGAGCCUGGGAUACAUCCCCAUUGAUGAUUACGACCCUUACGGUGCGGGCACUCAUACUCGCAGUAUCUCACGAACAGUGGAAUAUGCCUACAACGAUUUCUGUAUUGCCGAGAUGGCGAAAGGCAUGGGUAAGCAAGCAGACUACGAAAAGUAUACCACUCGCUCGGGUAACUGGGCACACAUGUUCAAGGCGGAUCAGAAGUCCAGCAUCAACGGCGCCGACACGAACUUCACAGGAUUCUUGCAGCCUCGCUACACGAACGGUACAUGGGGCUAUCAGGAUCCAAUAUUCUGCAGCCCUCUACUGCAUUUUACUUCCUGCUAUCUGAACCCUGAUGGCCAUGAGACCUACGAAGGAAGUUCUUGGCUUUAUACCUUCUAUGCUCCACAUGAUAUGGGAGCACUCAUCAAAACGCUUGGUGGGCCAGAGCAAUUCAUUUCACGAUUGGAAUUCCUUCACGAAUCUGGCCUUCUGUAUGUGGGCGACGAACAAGCAUUUUUGACCGUCUUCCAGUUCCACUAUGGCGGACGGCCCGCCCUGUCUGCCAAGUACAGCCACUUCUAUAUCCCGUCACAGUUCAAUACCACAACCGCCGGCAUCGCAGGAAAUGAUGAUAGUGGUGCCAUGGGCUCGUUUGUCAUGCUGAGUAUGAUGGGUCUCUGGCCUGUCCCUGGGCAGGAUGUCUACCUGAUCACACCACCCUACUUUAAGGAAGUGAGCAUUGAAAAUCCAGUCACUGGUAAGACCGCCACGAUUCGGAAUGUGAACUUCGAUCCCAGUUACACGUCGAUCUACAUUCAGAGUGCCAACCUGGAUGGCAAGACGUGGACAAAGAACUGGCUCACUCAUGAUUUCUUCACUGAGGGAGGCGUACUCGAACUGGAGCUUGGCUCCACUGAAAGCCAAUGGGGGACUAAGACAGAGGAUCUGCCUCCUAGUCUGAGCAGUUAUCAGCAGUAACCCCCUGCAUCAGAGAUAUAUCUCAUGUCAUUUGAGUAUUUCCGGGCACUGGCGAUAUCAAUUACAAUAUCACUUCUCUUCAUACUUUCUUCAGUUCUAUUCCAGGGUUAUUAACAGGUUGUCCAUCAUCUCAAUGAGUAUUAUCAGCGUACAUGGCUAUCAAGGCCAAAGCAAUUUCCGUUCACUGUCACCCGGUGAUGACACCUGAUGGCCCUGGGGGCCAGCCUCUGCCCGAUUUUGGCGUCAUUUGCCGCACUAGUUCCUUGGUCUGCCUCCGCUCGUUCUACACUUCAUUGGGAUAAGGC
This is a messenger RNA of Penicillium brasilianum, 3153 nucleotides long. The record is from the annotation of a GenBank genome assembly. NCBI's taxonomy places the organism in Eukaryota, Fungi, Ascomycota, Eurotiomycetes, Eurotiales, Aspergillaceae.